AUGUUUAAAUAUUUAAAACCCUUUUUUUUGUGUAUUAUAUUACUAUUAUUACUUAUAUACAAAUGUACACAUUCAUAUAACAUAAAAAAUAAAAAUUGUCCAUUGAAUUUUAUGAAUUCAUGUGUUAGAAUUAAUAAUGUUAAUAAGAACACAAAUAUAAGUUUCCCAGGAGAGCUGCAAAAAAGACCAAGUCUUGUUUACUCCCAGAAGAAUUUCAAUCUUGAAAAAAUAAAAAAAUUAAGAAAUGUAAUUAAGGAAAUAAAAAAGGACAACAUAAAAGAAGCGGAUGAGCAUGAAAAAAAAGAGAGAGAGAAGGAAACAUCAGCGUGGAAAGUAAUUCUAUACAAUGAUGAUAUUCACAACUUUACCUAUGUUACUGAUGUUAUUGUAAAGGUUGUUGGUCAAAUAAGUAAAGCCAAAGCUCAUACCAUAACAGUUGAAGCUCAUAGUACAGGUCAAGCUCUUAUACUAUCAACAUGGAAAUCAAAAGCAGAAAAAUACUGUCAAGAACUACAACAAAACGGAUUAACCGUCUCUAUUAUCCAUGAAAGUCAAUUAAAAGACAAACAAAAAAAAUAA
This is a messenger RNA of Plasmodium adleri (nom. inval.), 579 nucleotides long. Its product is annotated as ATP-dependent Clp protease adaptor protein ClpS, putative. The transcript is spliced from 5 exons. NCBI's taxonomy places the organism in Eukaryota, Apicomplexa, Aconoidasida, Haemosporida, Plasmodiidae. Gene Ontology annotation, biological process: protein catabolic process; proteolysis. The record is from RefSeq and is a predicted model, not a curated record. Bases 1 to 579 code for a protein of 192 amino acids.